CGGUGGGCGCGGGCGGCGGCGGGGCCGCGGCCGGGUGAGGCGGUGGUGGAGCGCGGCGGGCGGCGGUCCCGGCGGGACCCGCGCCCUCCCGCACGAUGUCGGCGCAGGGCAAGUUCAAGAAGGACAAAGAGAUCAUCGCCGACUACGAGGCGCAGGUCAAAGAAAUCCGAACGCAGCUGGUGGAGCAGUUCAAAUGCCUGGAGCAGCAGUCGGAGUCGCGCCUGCAGCUGCUGCAGGACCUGCAGGAGUUCUUCCGCAGGAAGGCCGAGAUUGAGCUGGAGUACUCCCGGAGCCUGGAGAAGCUGGCUGAACGCUUCUCCUCCAAGAUCCGCAGUUCCAGAGAGCACCAGUUCAAAAAAGAUCAGCACCUCCUUUCCCCUGUGAACUGCUGGUACCUGGUCCUGACGCAGACCCGGCGGGAGAGCCGAGACCACGCCACCCUGAACGACAUUUUCAUGAACAACGUCAUCGUGCGGCUGUCGCAGAUCAGCGAGGAUGUCAUCAGGCUCUUUAAAAAGAGUAAGGAGAUUGGCCUGCAGAUGCAUGAAGAACUCCUGAAAGUCACCAAUGAGCUGUACACGGUGAUGAAGACCUACCACAUGUACCACGCAGAGAGCAUCAGCGCCGAGAGCAAGCUGAAGGAGGCGGAGAAGCAGGAGGAGAAGCAGUUCAACAAGUCAGGGGAUAUCAGCGUGAACCUGCUGCGGCACGAGGACCGACCUCAGCGGCGCAGCUCCGUCAAGAAGAUUGAGAAGAUGAAAGAGAAGAGACAAGCCAAGUAUUCUGAAAACAAGCUGAAGUGUACUAAAGCCAGGAACGACUACCUGCUGAACCUGGCAGCCACCAACGCCGCCGUCAGCAAGUACUACAUCCACGACGUGUCCGACCUCAUCGACUGCUGUGAUCUGGGAUUCCACGCCAGCCUUGCUCGGACCUUCAGGACGUACCUGUCUGCCGAGUACAACCUGGAAACCUCCCGCCACGAGGGCCUGGACAUCAUUGAGAAUGCUGUGGACAACCUGGAUGCACGGAGCGACAAGCACACCAUCAUGGACAUGUGCAACCAGGUCUUCUGCCCGCCACUCAAGUUCGAGUUCCAGCCGCACAUGGGGGAUGAGGUGUGUCAGGUGAGCGCCCAGCAGCCUGUGCAGACCGAGCUGCUGAUGAGGUACCACCAGCUGCAGUCACGACUGGCCACCCUCAAGAUAGAGAACGAAGAGGUACGGAAAACGCUGGAUGCCACAAUGCAGACCUUGCAGGACAUGCUGACAGUGGAAGAUUUUGAUGUUUCAGAUGCCUUCCAGCACAGCCGCUCCACUGAGUCGGUCAAAUCAGCUGCGUCGGAGACCUACAUGAGCAAAAUCAACAUCGCCAAGAGGAGAGCCAACCAGCAGGAGACAGAAAUGUUCUAUUUCUCAAAAUUUAAGGAGUAUCUGAAUGGCAGUAACCUCAUCACAAAGCUGCAGGCUAAACACGACCUGCUGAAGCAGACUCUGGGAGAAGGUGAAAGAGCUGAGUGCGGAACAACCAGGCCCCCAUGUCUUCCCCCUAAGCCACAGAAAAUGAGGAGACCUAGGCCUCUCUCAGUCUAUAAUCAUAAACUCUUUAACGGCAAUAUGGAAACGUUCAUUAAGGAUUCGGGACAGGCCAUCCCACUUGUCGUAGAGAGCUGCAUCCGCUACAUCAACCUGUACGGCCUCCAACAGCAGGGCAUCUUCAGAGUCCCUGGCUCCCAGGUGGAAGUCAACGACAUCAAGAACUCGUUUGAGAGAGGUGAAGAUCCCCUCGCUGAUGAUCAGAAUGAACGGGACAUUAACUCAGUGGCUGGAGUCUUGAAGCUGUAUUUCCGAGGACUGGAAAACCCCCUCUUUCCUAAGGAAAGGUUUCAAGAUUUGAUAUCUACCAUAAAAAUGGAGAACCCCGCUGAGAGAGUGCACCAGAUCCAGCAGAUCGUCGUCACUCUGCCUCGGGCUGUCAUUGUGGUCAUGAGAUACCUCUUUGCUUUCCUUAACCACCUGUCGCAGUACAGCGAUGAGAACAUGAUGGAUCCCUACAACCUGGCCAUCUGCUUCGGGCCCACGCUGAUGCACAUUCCCGACGGGCAGGAUCCGGUGUCCUGCCAGGCCCACGUCAAUGAGGUCAUCAAAACCAUCAUCAUUCACCACGAGGGAAUCUUCCCCAGCCACCGAGAGCUGGAAGGGCCUGUCUACGAGAAGUGCAUGACUGGAGGGGAGGAGUACUGUGACAGCCCGCACAGCGAGCCGGGCACCAUCGACGAGGGGGACCACGACAACGGGACGGAGCCGCACACCAGCGAUGAUGAGGUGGAGCAGAUUGAAGCUAUAGCCAAGUUUGACUACAUUGGACGAUCUCCACGGGAGCUCUCCUUCAAGAAAGGGGCCUCACUCCUGCUGUACCAUCGGGCAUCAGAAGACUGGUGGGAAGGAAGACACAACGGGGUGGAUGGGCUCAUCCCUCACCAGUACAUCGUGGUGCAAGACAUGGAUGACGCGUUCUCCGACAGCCUGAGCCAGAAGGCAGACAGCGAGGCGAGCAGUGGGCCACUGCUUGAUGAUAAAGCCUCCUCCAAGAACGACAUCCAGUCUCCAACGGAUCAUAUCAUGGACUAUGGCUUCGGGGGAGUGAUGGGCAGGGUGAGGUUGAGGUCUGACGGUGCAGCCAUCCCUCGGCGCCGCAGCGGGGGAGACACACACAGCCCACCCCGAGGGAUGGGGCCUGGCAUAGACACCCCUCCUCGAGCAGCAGCCUGCCCCAGCAGCCCCCACAAGAUCCCCCUCAACAGGGGCAGGAUCGAGAGUCCUGAGAAGCGCAGGAUGGCGACGUUUGGCAGCGCGGGCAGCAUCAAUUUUCCAGACAGGAAGGCCCUGGCUGAUGGGCACCCCCUGAGAUCGACCUGUGGGUCCACCCGGCACAGCAGCCUUGGAGACCAGAAAUCUCUGGAAGCAGAAGCUCUUGCUGAGGACAUCGAGAAGACCAUGAGCACGGCACUGAACGAACUGCGGGAGCUGGAGAGGCAGAACACGGCCAAGCAGGCCCCCGACGUGGUCCUGGACACGCUGGAGCCCAUGAAGAACCCCCCGAUGGGCGCCGCCAACUCGGAGCCGGCCAGCCCCCUGCACACCAUCCUGAUCCGGGACCCCGACGCGGCCAUGCGGCGCAGCAGCAGCUCCACCACCGAGAUGAUGACCACCUUCAAGCCGGCGCUGUCGGCCCGGCUGGCCGGGGCGCAGCUGCGGCCGCCGCCCAUGCGGCCGGUGCGGCCGGUGGUGCAGCACCGCUCCAGCAGCAGCAGCAGCUCGGGGGUGGGCAGCCCUGCUGUCACCCCCACCGAGAAGCUCUUCCCCAGCGGCUCGGCGGAUAAAUCGGGCACCAUGUAGGCUGGGGUGUGGGGACCGCAGCGGGAGAGCCGGGGCCCGGAUGGCAGGAGCGGGGCCCGACACGGCAAAGCCUCUCUGGGCUGAGCCGGGGGUCAGAGCCCUGCUGGGGGGAGCCUCUCCAAAAGGGAACACAUGCAUAGCCUGGGCCUGGUGCUGUACAUACGUGUGUGUGUGUGUAUAUGUACAUAUGUGUGCACACACCCUCUCCAUGCAGAAACACUUCCCGAGCUUGCAGUCCUACGGCAGGAGGAGACAGCGGGUCUGCGUGUCAGCACUGGAGAACACAUGCUCUCUAUAGGAGUAUAUAUUAAAAACAAAGUGUACAGAAUUCAGUGACUUUUUAAAACAGUAGAUUUACCUCAGAAACUGGCUCUGAAAUGUCCUCUCUGGAGAUGGUGGGUUGGGCUGGGUUUCCCAGACUCUGUGCACGUGUGGAGGCCCACACCGCAGCAGCCAUGCGUCGAGCAAUACAAGGCCAUCCUGUAAUUUAGUUUCGGCACCUCUUGGCAUUUAAAAAAAAGGGAUAGGGAUACGGUGGAGUCUGUUCACUGCUGGGUUGUAGAGAAGAGCUGGAAACCCAUAAAUGAUGGUGUGUAUCCAGCCAGCUGGAGUCUGUUCAGUCCUGAAUCCUGAGACGUCUUUGUGUGCCUGUGAUGCCCCGGGCAGCAGGGACAGAGUGAGCUGUGUGCCGUGAGUGGGGACAGAGCGAGGUGUGCACCAUCACCUUCACACAGGAGGAGGAUGCUGCACUGCACCGGGGCCAUGGAACGCCGCUUUUCUGGAAGGUUUCAGAGUGAACAAGGACUGGUGACAAACUUGUGGUAAAGUAUGGAGUAACUUACACAGUUUGGAGAUCCUUCAUCUCCCUUUCCCCACACACUUUUCUUUUUCUUUUUUUUUUUUUUUUUAAUUAAUAAGAAGACAACCCAAUGGUCUCUCGACAGUCAGGUGUAAGCAGUGAGGAGGCUUUGGCACCACCACGUUCCUCGGUGUGAAGCUGCCCAGCGGCACAGGGGGGUCUCGGUUCAGAGUGUGUCAUCCUGCAUGAGAAGCAUGAGCCAUAUUUGACCGUGUCAGAUGCAGAACCGAUCUGAUGGGUGACACUUUGCACUUUCUGUACUGUACCAUAUAAUACAACUGUUUGAGUUAUGCAAAGGAAUCUACAUUUUGUUUUACCCAGAGAAAAAAUAUGCAGAAAGCUGGGGAUUGCAUGGUCCUUUCUGAUAAUCCAGACUCUGCUCUAAGCGCUGAAUCCAAGACGCUCUGUGCUUCUCCUGCAGCUUUUUCUUGUACAGAUUUCCAUGCAAUGCCCCAUGGUUUGAUUUGGCACUUCCCCGUGGUCAUGUACUAAUGGCUCCUUAACAUCCAUCCUUCCUCCCCGCUAUCUCUGACCCUGCUACUCUGUCUGUGCCUGGGCAAAGAUGCCCAUGAACUCUCCUUCCUCACCCAGCAGCCACCUGCCCCUGCCCCGGCCUUUGCUUUGUCUCCCCUUCAUCUUCUUCACCUCUCCAGCACCACUGCGGACCCCAGCUCUGCAGGAGGAGCAGCUUGACUUCCAGAAGGUGGUGGAGGCACCGGCCAGGGCAGCAGAGCCCACUGGUCCUGCCAGGGCUUGUGUCUCAGCCUGGGAGCUCACCCUCAUGUGAAGCUGCCUGCACCUCCAUAUGUGCCCCUCUCCACCUGCCCCUCCACACCUGCACUUCCAUAUCCAUACCUCCACACCUGAACCUCCAUAUCUGCCCCUCCACACUUGCACUUCUGUAUCCAUACCUCCCCACCUGAACCUCCAUAUCUGCCCCUCCAUGCCUGUGCCUCCAUGCACUGGGCACGGAGCAGGGUGACAGACCCGUCAGGACCGGCCGGUGCCUGUCCCGUGCCCAGUGCACGUGUCCCCUCACCCCCUGCUCUGCCAGCCCUGUAUAUAUUGCCGUACUUGCUUAACUGCUGGAAAGUAACUGUUAACCUGUAAACUGUAAAAAAUAGGCUAAGAUUAGAUAAAAGCCGAUGCCACUCACCAAAUCUUUGCACUUAGUAGGUAGCUCGAUGUAAAAAUAAACCCAGUAAUAAUAAUAGUAACCCUGAAGGGAAGCGAAGCCGCCGGCGCCCCUCGCAGAGCCUGUGGGGAGCAGCUCUGCCCAUGUCCCUCCCUGUCACGUUGGCAGGGACUACGGUGUGUGUGUGCUUGUCUGUGAACGUCCUUGGCGUUUGUAAUGACCACAGUUGGUUCAUGUUGGUGUUUAUUUCUCCAUCAUCCCCCUUUCCUGGCGCAGGCCCCGGCCCGGCCCAGCGCAGUGGCAGCAGAUGUUCCACCAGGCUGGACUGCUCAGGGCCGUGUGCUGGGAAGGGAAGGACCCAUUUGGCACGAACGCUGUGUAUCUGUUGCCAGUAAUUAUUAUUUUUGUUUCCGUUUAGUUCCUGGAGAACAUUCACUUUGCCAGUUUCCUUUUUUUUAAUAUUAUUUCCAAGAUGACUUGAGAACAAACCUAUGUUCACUAGGGGUUUUAUUUCCUCCCUUCUUACUUUUGGAGGUACGGUACAAGUUCCAGUGUCUUUCUAUUAAAUUAUUGCCUUUCGUUUUCCUUUGUUUUGUUUUGUUGUGGGUUUUUAAUACAAUUGUUUUCUUAUCUUUAAGUGCCUUUUUGAGCACCAGAACAAACAGUUGGAGUUCAGGCCUGGGAGCUGUACACACAUGGGUUCGUCUGGGCAGUUGUGUUGUGCUGGGGGCGAUUGCUUUUAAAGUCCUUCCAUUUUUCUGUUUGAUGAAAAGGGAACCAAGACUUUUUGUUGGAGAAUAAACUCCCCCUUUGUAAUACAGUAUUCCAAGUGUAGUUUUAACUACUGUAAAUUUAAGGGAAGAAAUGUAUUUUUCUGUAAGCGAACUUGGCACAAAAUUGAGCCACGUACAUUGUAGGAGCAUCAUAACUGGAACCUGCUCAUGGUUUGUGAGUAACCCACCCUGACCCUCGGUACCUCCCUGAGGGCACAGACUGUGUGUGGGCCUCAGAGUUCACAGAGUUUCCCCUGUGCCAGCCCAGGGCCGGAGCGGGGUGGGGUGUGCUCCUGCCCCCCUGCAGCACCGCGGGCGAGGGGCCGUGCAGCCCCCGGGACCCCCAGCCCUGAGGGGGGACGGCUGUUCCUCUGCUGUGCAGAGCGAGUGCCAACCUCGGCCCGGCUCCCUCGGCCCUGCCCCGUCCAUCCUGUGGUGCCGGGGCAGUUUGGCCCUCGCCGGGGCCCGGCAUGGCCUGCGAUGGUGCUGACCAAGCGCGAUGGUACCGCAGCAGCCCCUUCCCUGUACAGACCCUCAGCAACGCGGUCCCGGGGCGGCGAUGACAGUGCACUUUGUUCCUUAGGCUGAAGUCCCCUGGUAGGUCGUUUUUGUAACCCCGGGUGUGUCAUUUAACUAGCGGUGUUGUGGUUCUCGGGGGCGGCAGUAGAUGUCCCGAGUCUGAUGUGCUUCGCGUGGCUGGGCUGUGAGCUGUGGUGGGGACGGGGUUGGUUACGCCGGGCGGCCGUGGGAGACCGUGGCUGCUGCCCCUUGUACCGGUCAUCCUCCUCCCCCCCCGGUGUUGUCUCUGUAACGUAUGGUGAGAUGCCGUCAGCUAGAGUGUCUGAGUGGUUCCUUGUGUGUGCUGGUGAUGCCAUGUAGAUGAAGCCACUGGUUGGGUGUGGACUCAUCCCGUUGAAUAAACUGCUUAACUUUUCUCAAAAA
Messenger RNA from Chiroxiphia lanceolata (lance-tailed manakin), 7107 nucleotides. RefSeq names its product SLIT-ROBO Rho GTPase activating protein 3 (gene SRGAP3). Gene Ontology annotation, cellular component: cytoplasm. The transcript has 22 exons. The record is from RefSeq and is a predicted model, not a curated record. Gene Ontology annotation, biological process: signal transduction; negative regulation of cell migration. Gene Ontology annotation, molecular function: protein binding. The coding region runs from base 96 to 3398 and encodes 1100 amino acids. Lineage: Eukaryota; Metazoa; Chordata; Aves; Passeriformes; Pipridae.